Molecule: messenger RNA, 557 nt
Organism: Dimorphilus gyrociliatus
Lineage: Eukaryota; Metazoa; Annelida; Polychaeta; Dinophilidae
Source: the annotation of a GenBank genome assembly
ACAUUUGCUGUUUCAGUUUCUGACUGUUUUGUUCAAAUCAUAAAAUCUUAGGGAAUAUCUCGCUGUAAUUGUGAUUAUAUAGCUGAUAUAUCAGGAGAGUGAUGUCUGGUCGAAAGUCACCGACGCCAGUUAACCCUACCAGAACAAAACGAAGAGUGAAAUUUUCAAAAUUACCCCAAAGAUUUCGACGACCAUUGUCUGCUUCAUCAUCUGCUGAUACAAUUUGGAAAAAAGAAAACUGGAAAGAGGAUCGAUGGUUAACUGGUUCGACAAACUUUGAAGACGUUGCUGAACUGAAUGUCUCCGACAAAAAUAGCAUAGCAAAGCCAUGUAGUUGCUCAUCCUUUAUGGGAUGUUUUUGCGGUGCAAGAAGAUAUAGAAAAGUAGGGGCUUACGAUUCGUCCCCCAAUAGCCCGCUAGGUGGCGAAGAGGAUUUUAAAAAUAGCAACCGGUCUCAUGAUCUCAUCCGUAUAGGAGUAGAGAUUGAUUCAUCUUCGAGUGAAUCCAAUGACCCAAUUAGAGAUAAUGAAACUAAGGUAAAAAACAUCAGCGAAUAA